Molecule: messenger RNA, 897 nt
Organism: Ceraceosorus guamensis
Lineage: Eukaryota; Fungi; Basidiomycota; Exobasidiomycetes; Ceraceosorales; Ceraceosoraceae
Exons: 1
Coding region: 116-784 (222 amino acids)
Source: RefSeq, a predicted model, not a curated record
GAGGUUGCGUGAGUUGCAGCUUGCGAAUGCGAGGAGAGGAGAGGCGGAGCGAACUCGAAGAGCGGGUGGACAGGCUGCUCACGCGAGCGUAAUCCACCUCCUCGCGCUUUGGCUCAUGGCGCACAGUGCGCAAUCAUCUGCAGCAGCAUUUACUACUGGUUCAGUCUGCGUGAGUCAUCGAGCCGCUUCGCUUCAUUCCGAACAAUCGAGCAUCGCAGGGAAACUUCUCGCCGAUAGAAGAGAGGGGGAGAGAGAGAGAGCGCACGAGCUCACACUAUUGCGAUCUUCUAUUCAGGCGCUUGCGGAGCAAAUUGCACGGCGUGCGAUGCGUGCUGUCGCUGCAAUUGCUGCUGGGAUGCGGGAGAGUACGAUAGGGAAGAUCAAGAAGCCGGUCGGGUGCGAAAAGAUGUCGCCGGUCGCCGAGGCACCAAGGAUUCGGAACAGUUGCCAGCUUACAAAGCGCAGGAACCCAUGUCCGUUGUCAAACCGGCCGACGAACAGAAUGCUGAACCUGCCAGCGUGGUGCAGCAAGCGACGAGCCCUAGUGUCGCCCCAACCCAGACUGCUCAGACGGAUGUUCCUCCUCCGGCGCCGGCACAACAAUCAUAGGUCCUUUACGCACAAGCUCGACCUGAUUACCUGCCUUCAGGCCAGCCUUCUACAUACGCAACGAUUCCCAAUCUUUCCCCCGACCAGAGAGACUGCUUGCUAUCGCACUCGACGCGAUUCCAGACUCCACGCCACGCACGACUCUACAACCUCGCAACUCGCACGCAGCUCGUAAUCGACAUCUUUAGCUGAUACCUUUAGCUGGAAGGGGGCGUAAUGCUGCUUCAAUAAUAAAACACAAUGGUGAUUACGGACGCUUCAUUAAAGCUUGGCUCGGCAUACUGUAGC